Molecule: messenger RNA, 336 nt
Organism: Lactuca saligna
Lineage: Eukaryota; Viridiplantae; Streptophyta; Magnoliopsida; Asterales; Asteraceae
Source: the annotation of a GenBank genome assembly
AUGACUUCACCAUCUGAUUUUUUGAUGUACUGGCUUCCCUUGGUUCAUUAUCUCCGCCUCCGUCAGCCACCAAUCGUGGAAAGGAAAGGAACGAAGGCAGCAGUGUUGCCGUCAAGUAGCAACGAAGGUUGCUCCUUCUAUUCAACAACAAUCACGUUGGGAGGGAAAGACUUCGGUCCUCUGUUAAUAGGAGAAGAAAGAAACACAAAAACAGUCAGAAAAUGGUCGGUGACUCUUAAUCGAUCGCAAGGAAUGGCUGUAAUCGGCGGUGGGAAGUCGCUGAUUUUCUUCUCUUUAGUGGUGAUGUUCCAGGGAGGAAACGAAGGUGAAGGGUAG